Drosophila grimshawi is the source of this 2975-nucleotide messenger RNA. It is a transcript of the gene Fbxl7, whose product is annotated as F-box/LRR-repeat protein 7. Lineage: Eukaryota; Metazoa; Arthropoda; Insecta; Diptera; Drosophilidae. Gene Ontology annotation, molecular function: protein binding. The record is from RefSeq and is a predicted model, not a curated record. The transcript is spliced from 5 exons. Bases 579 to 2975 code for a protein of 798 amino acids.
GUGUCGUGGCGGAUGAAACUGAAUCUUGAGGCGCCGCAUUACGUUGCGUGCCUGCGCGUCUCUGUGUGUGUGUGAGAGUGUUUGUGUUAGUGUGAGUGUCAGUGUCAGUGUGUGUAGAGUGUAGCUUGCGUUCGUGGUAGUGGGCUGCUGCUGUGUGUGCUCAAAGCAAAGGCAGCAAAAAAAAAGAUAACAUAAAGCAAAGUAAAAGAGCCACAGUGAAAGAUCAGCGCGCACACACAUACACACACAUACAUAUAUACAUAUAUAUAUAUAUGUAUGUAUGCAUACAUACAAGCCCAGCUUGCAAUAAAUAUAAAGUAGAGAAAAGUUGUGUGAAAUGGAAUAGCAAAAGGAAAUUAAAAUACAUAUAUAUAUAUAUAUAUAUAUAUAUGCACACACACAUACAUAUACAUAUUUAAUAAAACGGAAUUUAAUGAAGCCGCAAAAACUGCCAAAUAAUGAAAAGAUGUGCGAUGCAUAAAUGAAAACUAAACGAGUGACGUGUAUAAAAAAGACUUCUGGCUUAAAAGCGGCGGCCGCUGUAUAAAACACAAAAAGAGAACAAAACAAACAAAAAUAUGUCGCACAAGACGAGCACGCGACGUGCACCGGACUUGGAGUGUCCACUGGCAUCGCUGGGACGGACGAGCAAUGCGGUGCGGGAUCAACUGGCGGCGGCGCACUAUCAUCACCCGCAUCCAUUGAGCUCCAGUCCGCUAGAUCCGCAGGCGUACAAAAUGUCACGAAAGUCGCCGAAUCUUGGCCACAAUGUGAACGACACCGUUGCCAGCAGCGUGGAGCUGUAUCCCCUGGGAUCGCGCAGCUCCACGCCGCAACACGGCGAGCAGCAGACGCCAGCGACAGCGGCGGCGGCGGCAGCGGCAGUGACGACAGCAGCAGCUAUGCUGCACAUGGUGCAACAGAAGGCAGCCACAUUCGAGCUGCGUGGCAGGCACACACGUCACGAUCCGUCCACGUUUGGUGCUCAUUCCACCGCCUCGGUGGGUCGGCAUGCGCAGGCCAAAAAAUCGCCCGAGCUGCAAACGCUGCCGGCGCCGGUGACCCGGACGACAGCGCCAGUACCACAGCCCCGCAAUUUUCUAACGUUAGACUGGUUGCAUGGCAACAGUGCCGACACCGAAGAUUCCAGCGACAACAAUGCGGGUGGCGCCAAUGGUAGGCGACGCGGCCAAGCGCAGGGCGGACGCUGCAGUGUACCCACCGUGCUGGUGCCGUGCAGCAAUGGCAGCAGUGCCCAGUAUCUGCUCGACAAGAAGAUGGAGUCCCUCUACCUGGGCAAUGCCCUGCGUGCUCUCCCACUGGGCGCCGAGGCGAGCCAGUACCAAAACGAACGCUACUAUCUGGAGGACUACAGCAGUGGCAGUGGCAAUGAGCGAUUACCAGAGCGACUGCAUCAUCCGCACAACUCCAGUCCCAGCGAGACGAGUGGCUCGGAUCGCUAUCUGCUGAAUCGCAGCACCAACUCGCCCGCCAACGCCUUCCAGCUGGACCAUCAUCACACCAAAGUGCAAAGCCUUUCCGACGGCCUGUGCAAUCUGGGCCGCUUCUCGCCCAGUUUGGACCAGGGAUAUGCGACACUGGUGUCUCCAUCGCCCACUGGCCAUCAUCCGAACAGCAGCAGCACUGUGGUCAUCAGCAACAGCAGCAGCAGCAGCUGCAACAACAACAAGAACACCAGCUCCAGUGUGGUGACCUCUGCUGGUGGUGGUGGUGUUGGUGGUGUCAUUGCCAGCAGCACGCCGGCAACAACGCCGCGUCGGAGCAGCAAUGUGACGGGCACGGCGAUUGGUCCGCCUCCCUGGAAUCGCAAGGGUCCGUAUCGGUGUGGUCCCUACUUUGAUCGGCUGCCCGAUGAGGCUGUGGUGCGCAUCUUCAGCUGGCUGGACAGCUGUGAGCUGUGCAACGUGGCCAGGGUGUGUCGACGCUUCGAGCAGCUGGCCUGGCGACCCGUCCUCUGGAAGUGCAUCACGUUGCGGGGCGAGCACCUCAACGGGGACAAAACGUUGAAGAUGAUCUUUCGGCAGUUGUGCGGCCAGAGUUGCAAUGGUGCCUGCCCCGAGGUGGAACGCGUGAUGCUCGCCGAUGGCUGUCGCAUCUCGGACAAGGGUCUGCAGUUGCUCACCCGUCGGUGUCCGGAGCUGACGCAUCUGCAGCUGCAGACGUGUGUGGGUGUCUCCAAUCAGGCGCUCAUCGAGGCCCUAACCAAGUGCAGCAAUCUACAGCAUCUGGAUGUGACGGGCUGCAGCGAGGUGAGCAGCAUUAGUCCAAAUCCACACAUGGAGCCACCGCGUCGCUUGCUGCUCCAGUAUCUGGACCUCACCGAUUGCAUGGCCAUCGAUGACAUGGGCUUGAAGAUUGUCGUCAAGAACUGUCCACAGCUGGUGUAUUUGUAUCUGCGACGCUGCAUACAAAUUACAGAUGCGGGUCUGAAGUUCGUGCCCAGUUUUUGUGUGUCGCUGAAGGAGCUGAGCGUCUCGGAUUGCGUCAACAUCACUGACUUUGGCCUCUAUGAGCUGGCCAAAUUGGGCGCCGCCCUGCGCUACCUGUCCGUGGCGAAAUGCGAACGGGUCUCCGAUGCGGGACUGAAGGUGAUAGCACGUCGCUGCUACAAGUUGCGCUAUUUGAAUGCCCGCGGCUGUGAGGCGGUCAGCGAUGACUCAAUCACAGUGCUCGCCCGCUCCUGUCCCCGUCUGCGUGCCCUGGACAUCGGCAAGUGUGAUGUGAGCGAUGCUGGGCUGCGUGCCCUGGCCGAGAGUUGCCCCAAUCUGAAGAAGCUGAGUCUGCGCAAUUGUGAUAUGAUUACGGAUCGCGGCGUUCAAUGCAUUGCCUACUAUUGUCGCGGCCUGCAGCAGCUAAACAUUCAGGAUUGCCAGAUAUCCAUCGAGGGCUAUCGGGCAGUCAAGAAAUACUGCAAGCGAUGCAUCAUCGAGCACACAAAUCCGGGCUUCUGUUGA